AUGUUGUCCACAGUCAACAAUUCGAAAAACCAGUCUAAGUGCUCGAUCCACCCCGUAACACAUAAAUUUAGGGAUCCCACUUGGGUACCAGGGAUGGUGGCUCAGAGAUCGAAUACACUAAGCGCUCAAUCCACCUAUAAAUUUAGGGUCCCACUUGG
Messenger RNA from Dentiscutata erythropus, 158 nucleotides. The record is from the annotation of a GenBank genome assembly. Lineage: Eukaryota; Fungi; Glomeromycota; Glomeromycetes; Diversisporales; Gigasporaceae.